AUGAAAACCGAAGAAGAAAUUGCAAUCGAACAAGCGGGAUUUCGACGUGGACGAGGAACUCGAGAUCAAGUAGUUAACCUAAGAUUAUUACUAGAAAAGGCACACGAACAUCAACAAACAGUUUUCAUGUGUUUUAUCGAUUUUAAAAAAGCAUUUGAUUCAAUAUCUCACAAUAAGCUCUGGACAACAAUGAUGAAAAUGGGCUACCCACCACAUCUGAUUAAUUUACUCGCGGAGUUGUAUCAAAAACAAAAUGCGAAGGUGAAAGUGGCAGGUACCGUUUCAGAAAGUUUUCAUAUCAAGAAAGGAGUACGACAGGGAUGUGUAAUAUCACCUUACUUAUUCAACAUCAUAGCUGAAAUGGCUAUGCGAGAAACAUUGGAAGACUUUACAGGUGGUAUCCAAAUCGGUGGUCAAGAAAUAACAAAUCUUCGUUAUGCAGAUGACAUUGUUCUUACAACACAAUCCAUGAACAAACUUCAAGAACUAAUGUCGACAAACGAUCCAUCUGUUCCAAUUGAUGUUGAUUUAACACGUUCGUCAAGUGGAGUAUGGCUAGUAAAAAUGCCAAAAUAUUUAUCACAAAUUCUUAAUGACUAUGGAGAUGUAGCAGCUAAUGGUGAAAUUGGACGUUUAGUUAAACGACCAGCACCAACUGGUAAAGGAUCAACAGCAGCAGCAGCGAGUGGACGAACACAAGAUGUUUUCUUUUGUCUUAAUGAUCAAAUUAUGGAAAAAAUCAAAGAAAAAAAUAAAUCACAAGAUGAUCAACUUCCACCACGAGAACAUCGAUUUUGUUUAAGCAAUAUAUCUGAUGGUGUUCUACGUACAGUUUAUACACGUACAUUAAAUAAUCCGAACUCUCCAAUGAGUGAACAAAUAGCUAUUGUUGGUAAAGUUAUGCAACGAGCUGAAGUACGUCCAGUUGAAAAUGAACAAUAUAUGUCAAUGAAGCGUAAACAAUUUGAAACAUCACAAGAACCAGCACGUAAAGCUCAAAUGAUAACGAAGAAAACCAAUAUUUAUGCACCUAAACGUGAUCAUGAAGAAAAUAAACAACGUGAACGAAUGAAAAAAGCUAUGGGAAAACGUGUACGAAGUUCUGAAGAAUCCGUACUUAAUCGUAUAUUUGAUGCUUUUUCAAAAAAUCAAUAUAUUUCAAUGUCAGCACUUGAAACAAUAACACAACAACCAAAAAAUUUCUUACAACAACUUGUUAAAAAAUAUUGUAAUUACAAUAGUGCGGGACAUACAUAUGAAUUAAAAUCACAAUUUAGACAUUAUAGUGCACCAAAAGAAGACAAAGAUGAUGAUAUUGAAGAUGAUGAUGACGAUGAUGAUGAUGAUGAUGAUGAUGACAAUAACAAUAAUAAUAUGGAUAAAACAUAA
Messenger RNA from Rotaria sp. Silwood1, 1389 nucleotides. The record is from the annotation of a GenBank genome assembly. Lineage: Eukaryota; Metazoa; Rotifera; Eurotatoria; Philodinida; Philodinidae.